Messenger RNA from Panicum virgatum (switchgrass), 2352 nucleotides. Its product is annotated as protein disulfide isomerase-like 5-4. Gene Ontology annotation, cellular component: endoplasmic reticulum; COPII-coated ER to Golgi transport vesicle. The transcript has 15 exons. NCBI's taxonomy places the organism in Eukaryota, Viridiplantae, Streptophyta, Magnoliopsida, Poales, Poaceae. The record is from RefSeq and is a predicted model, not a curated record. Bases 947 to 2137 code for a protein of 396 amino acids.
GCGUUCGUGCGUGCCAUACAGCGCGCCGUCCCCGAUCUCUCCCCCCACACCCCGGCGGACGCCGCAGAUCUGAGGGUCAUCGGCAGCCAUGAUCUCCAGCAAGCUCAAGUCCGUCGACUUCUACAGGAAAAUCCCUAGGGAUUUGACCGAGGCAUCAUUAUCUGGUGCUGGAUUAUCCAUUGUAGCAGCACUAACUAUGAUGUUUUUGUUUGGAAUGGAAUUGAGCAGUUACCUAGCAGUUAAUACUACAACAUCUGUGAUCGUUGAUAGGAGUUCAGAUGGGGAGUUUUUACGGAUAGAUUUCAAUAUAAGGUAAGCCCUAUUGCCUGUCUCAAGUGUUGUUCAGUUUGGUGUUUAGAUAUAUCAAUAUUGAUAUGUGCCCGUAUGGAUGCGUAUCUGCAUAUGUACACAGUACACUGCUGCCUUUUCUCUUUCGGUCAGGAUUUACAAUUUAUAGAAUCUGUGAUUUCCUGACUUAUGCCAACUAUGCUGAUACUAAUUAUUUUAUAAUAUGAUAUCUAUUGGACAAACUAGCACUUUGGGCAACUGCAACUAGUAGGGAGGGUUCUUGUUCGUUUGCAACAUUGUAUGGUUUAAUUUGUCUUGCUGGUCAUUUGAGCUCUGGAAUGGUUUUAGGGAAUCUAGCGCUGUUUGUUUUUCUUGAAGAUGCCAGAUCGUGUGCCAUUUAUUACUAUAUUACUAUUUUAUUCUGUUGUUAACAUUUUCUUUAUUUUUUUCUUUCUCCUUAGUUCAUGUGGCUCCCAUUGGGUUUCAUCUGUAGCAUACACUAAAUUACAUGGAAUGACAGGCUUUGGUGUUUGUUUGGAAUUAGGGAUGAUUUCAGAAACUCUUGGCUACAAACCUUAAUUAUUGUUCCCUCAAUGUUCACUGAUUGCUAUUGUCUUUUACAGCUUUCCUGCACUUUCAUGUGAAUUUGCAUCAGUUGAUGUCAGCGAUGUGCUGGGAACAAUUGAACAUAACGAAAACUGUUCGCAAAUAUUCGAUUGAUCGGAAUUUAGUACCAACUGGAUCAGAAUUCCACCCUGGGCCUAUUCCCACUGUCAGUAAGCAUGGAGAUGAUAUAGAAGAGGAUCAUGUCGAUGGUUCAGUUUCCUUGUCAUCUCGCAAUUUUGAUAGCUAUUCACACCAAUAUCCUGUUUUGGUUGUCAACUUUUAUGCCCCAUGGUGUUACUGGAGCAAUCGACUGAAACCUUCGUGGGAGAAGACUGCGCAAAUAAUAAGGGAGAGAUAUGACCCUGAAAUGGAUGGUAGAAUCCUUCUGGGCAAGGUUGACUGCACUGAGGAAAUUGACUUGUGUAGGAGGCACCACAUACAAGGAUACCCAUCCAUUCGUGUUUUCCGUAAAGGGUCUGAUAUCAAGGAAAAUCAGGGUCAUCAUGAUCAUGAAUCGUACUAUGGGGAGCGUGAUACAGAGAGUUUAGUCGCGGCAAUGGAAACUUACGUUGCAAACAUUCCGAAAGAGGCUCACGUGCUUGCUUUGGAAGACAAAUCCAAUAAGACUGUUGAUCCUGCCAAGCGCCCUGCUCCAAUGACCAGUGGAUGCAGAAUAGAAGGUUUUGUGCGAGUCAAAAGGGUUCCAGGGAGUGUCGUUAUAUCAGCUCGAUCUGGAUCACACUCAUUUGAUCCAUCCCAGAUAAAUGUUUCACACUAUGUGAAUCAGUUCUCAUUUGGCAAAAAACUUUCGCCAAGGAUGUUUCAUGAAUUCUUAAGACUAACUCCCUAUCUUCGUGGAUACCAUGAUAGAUUAGCUGGCCAGUCUUACAUUGUUAAGCAGGGUGAGGUUAACGCCAAUGUUACUAUUGAGCAUUACCUACAAGUUGUGAAGACUGAGCUUGUAACACUGAGGUCCUCAAAGGAACUGAAAGUGCUCGAGGAAUACGAAUACACAGCACACAGCAGCUUGGUGCACAGCUUCUACGUUCCUGUUGUGAAAUUUCAUUUUGAGCCUUCUCCCAUGCAGGUCUUGGUAACUGAAGUUCCGAGAUCCUUCUCUCAUUUCAUCACAAAUGUAUGUGCUAUUAUCGGUGGCGUCUUCACGGUUGCUGGAAUACUGGAUUCCAUCUUCCACAAUACGCUAAGGAUGGUGAAGAAGGUUGAGCUAGGAAAGAACAUUUAAAUUCCGGUGCCGCUACAAGCUUCAGCGGAUGUGCUAGGUAGCCAUUAUUUUGUUAAACUUAAAAGAGGGGAAACGUGGGGUAGGCAGAGUUGGAACUAGGGGUCGUGGACUUGAUAGUUGAUACUAGGGACAUCGGUGUUUUGCUACAUCACUUACAAAUAAGAAAGUGGAUCCUUGUGGGUGAACCCUGUGCUAAUUGAGCAAGGUAAUCUGCU